AUGUGGGGGCUGGCAAUGUGUCUCGCCUCACUUUCAAGCUUUCUCAGAACACUUGCCGGAGCGGAAAGCAGCAAUGGCUUCAGCUAUUGCCCCCUCGUCUGGCUUGGCUCCCGUCAUUCAUUUGGCGUUUCAAUGUCGACUCUUAAUGGCGAGAAUAACGGCAGCCGCAUUCCUCAGAAGCGAGACGAGAGACGGAUUACGGUUUCUUUCCAAACGGUUUCCCAUAUCUCAUCUAUAUUUGGUGACGACCGUCUUACUCGCCUACAAAUCCAAGCACAGUCCAGCCUUUGGAGACAAGUUACCACAACUCGACUUGACCCCAAAGGCUUCGGAAAAGCUAUGACUCCGCGUCACGAAACUUACUGCUAUCUGUAUCCACGAGCUGUGGAGGGCCUUCGACUCGUUGCCUUGUUUUCCUCAUGCGCACUACUGAAAGCUCCAACCCCGCUCACCUUAAAUACGAGCCGCUUCUUCAAACAAACCUGCGUUUCACCACCCAAGACGACAGCCGGAAUCACCAUGACUUCUGAAAAGGCACUCGUGUGCUGCGGCAAGACAUUCACUCAGAAAGGCAACCACAAGAGACACACCAAGACCGUUCAUUCAGCACGCGUUAAAAUGCCCUGCGGUGGAUGGCUCAAGCCUAGGGCAGACAACGUGAAGCGCCAUCAGACACAGUGCGAGACAUGCAAAUGUCUUCGCAGUGGCCAUCUCGCAAGCCAGAACGACUCGGAAACCGAAUCAGAAAGCUUUCAGAGAGAGCUUCAUACUUCUCCAGCAUUCAUUGACCCGACUCACGUGGAGUCAACCACAGCCGAAGGAUUUGACCCACGACAUUGGGACACAGCUCCUCCAACGGCAGACUGCAGUCAAGCAGGACGGACGUUCGUCUCAGCCAAUUUAGACUCGGCCAUUCCUGUUGAUACUGGAACCUGGACUGGCUUAAUCGACAGCAUCUUCGAAUCUCAGGUGCCGCCAACUUUAUUGAACACAACCCUCUCGAACGCAAUGGGACAACACAUGGGCGUCGGCUAUGGCAACGUUGGAAACACUUCCACAUACUAUUGCCCGUACAUUUGUGACGACUCAGUUAACUUCGAAGGAGAAAACGCAUAG
Molecule: messenger RNA, 1116 nt
Organism: Colletotrichum lupini
Lineage: Eukaryota; Fungi; Ascomycota; Sordariomycetes; Glomerellales; Glomerellaceae
Exons: 5
Coding region: 1-1116 (371 amino acids)
Source: RefSeq, a predicted model, not a curated record